Molecule: messenger RNA, 660 nt
Organism: Trichomonas vaginalis G3
Lineage: Eukaryota; Parabasalia; Trichomonadida; Trichomonadidae
Exons: 1
Coding region: 1-660 (219 amino acids)
Source: RefSeq, a predicted model, not a curated record
AUGUUUUUGUUUUUCUUGAAUUCAAUUGCCGAUUGCGAAAAUGGAAUAUUCCAAAAAGUAUUUAAUGAUAAAAUAAUUUUAAUAGAUGUCGGUGGUUCCUCAAAACAAGACAUUAAUGGCUCAAUGCAAAUGACAAAGCCUGAAUAUGCAAUAUAUCCCUGGAACAAGCGAUACGACUGGUGUUCCAAUUGUGGCCGAAAUUAUGAUGAGCAUCCAUAUAUCAGGUUCUCAUUGAAAAAUAAGAAGUUUAAAUUCAAUAGUUAUUUUGUUCGUUGUGGCUGUUGUUAUCAUCACAAAUGUUGUUGUGAAGAUGAAAAUAUCGGCUGUUUCUACUGUUGCCUAUAUUCAUGGUCAUUGCGAAUAUCAGAUGAUAAUAAAACGUGGACAGAAGUUCAUCGAAUGAAAGACGAAGAAAUGCGUCGAUGCAACGAGAAGACAUACAAACUCGAUAAAACGUACAGUGCUAAAUAUGUUGAAGUCAUCCAGAACGAAGCAUGUCCGGGUGAUCCUCCAUGCAUUGCUCUUAACCGAUUUGAACUUUAUGGCGAUGUCAUUGAUGACAACGGUGUUUCCGAUGAUUUUGUUUCAUACCACGACGAUGACGACGAUGUCAGUAUCAUUGGCCAUAUCUCCAAAAACGGCAAUGUCAAACUCGUAUAA